AUGACUGCACAGUUAAGGGCCUCCUAUCUUUUCCUUCUUUUCUUAGCUGGCUUCGUGCAGACAAAUUCCAAGCCAGAAAGGAUGAAGAUGGAUUGCUACAAAGAUGUGAAAGGCAACAUCUAUGAAUAUGACGCUUUCACUCUGAAUGAGGCGGAACACAUUCAGUUCAAGCAGUAUGUGGGCAAGCAUGUCCUUUUUGUCAAUGUGGCCACCUAUUGUGGUCUGACAUCUCAAUAUCUUGAAUUAAAUACACUUCAGGAGGAGCUGAAGUCCUAUGGCCUAGUUGUGUUGGGCUUUCCCUGCAACCAAUUUGGAAAGCAAGAGCCAGGAGAGAACUCGGAGAUCCUUCCAGGACUGAAGUACGUCCGUCCAGGAGGAGGAUAUAUACCUAAUUUCCAGCUUUUUGAGAAAGGGGAUGUGAACGGUGAAAAGGAACAGAAAGUCUUCACCUUCUUGAAGCGCGCCUGUCCUCAUCCUUCCGAGGUUAUGGGCUCAAUCAAACAUAUAUCCUGGGAACCCAUCAUGGUCCAUGACAUUCGCUGGAAUUUUGAAAAGUUCCUGGUGGGACCUAAUGGAGUCCCCGUCAUGCGUUGGUUCCAUCAGACUCCAAUCAGUGUAGUCAGGUCAGAUAUCCUGGCGUACCUGAAGCACCUCAAAACUAAAUAG
Molecule: messenger RNA, 666 nt
Organism: Vicugna pacos (alpaca)
Lineage: Eukaryota; Metazoa; Chordata; Mammalia; Artiodactyla; Camelidae
Gene: GPX5
Product: glutathione peroxidase 5
Biological process (GO): response to oxidative stress
Molecular function (GO): glutathione peroxidase activity
Source: RefSeq, a predicted model, not a curated record